Molecule: messenger RNA, 1309 nt
Organism: Amaranthus tricolor (Joseph's coat)
Lineage: Eukaryota; Viridiplantae; Streptophyta; Magnoliopsida; Caryophyllales; Amaranthaceae
Product: protein SHORT HYPOCOTYL IN WHITE LIGHT 1
Exons: 3
Coding region: 158-748 (196 amino acids)
Biological process (GO): negative regulation of photomorphogenesis; regulation of abscisic acid-activated signaling pathway
Source: RefSeq, a predicted model, not a curated record
AAUAAUUUUAUUUUUUGCAAAAGCAAAACUAAUAAUAUGAGUUCAUAAAAAAUGUGAAGCUUAAAGUGUAUCGCAGCCAUACGAAACGAACAAUAACAACUGUUCACUGCUCAUCUUCCAGGAAGAAUAAUGAACCACGAAUAGUGUGUGUUCAUCAAUGGCGGCAACAUCCUCACUUUCCUUCUCCUCCAUUUCAUUCCCUCGAUUUCUCCAUAAUCCUCAACACAAUCUUCUCUUUUCUCACCAUCAUCCUUCACUUCAUCAAAAUCUUCCUACUCUUCAAGCUUCUCGCCGAAAUUCCUCUCAAGAAAACGAUGAUUUGAUUAAUGAUAGUCGUAAAUGGAAUGGAUUCGAUUUCUAUGAAUUCGAAGAUGAUGAUGAUGAAGACGAUGAUGAGGAUAAAGAAGAAGAUCGAAGUUUGGAUUUGUUGAUUAGGUUUGUAGAAAAUAUAUUUCGUAAAGUGUCUAAACGAGCUCGUAAAGCUGUUCGAUCAGUUCUUCCUGUUGCUAUCUCUACAAAAUUAGUUGGGUUUGCUGUCAAUGGACUGAUAAUAUUAUCAUUUUUGUGGGUGUUGAAGGCUUUUCUGGAGGUCAUUUGUACUCUCGGAAGUGUUGUAUUUGUGAGCAUUUUACUUAUACGUGGGGUUUGGUCUGGAGUAUUGUACUUGCAAGAAGGUCGCAGCCGUUACAUGAAUGGAUUUGAUGAUUAUGAUCAAUCUGCAUGGAACAGAACUCAGCCGGUAACUUAAGGUCUUGGCUGCUUUUCCAAUUCAUUAAAUGUUACACUCUAGAAUUCAUACACACUCCUGUAGACAAUAAAAAAAAAAAAAAAAUCUAUACUCACCAUCUACAAUAAUCAGUCUUUAUGAAGAGCCCUUUUAGGGUUUUUGUUGGUGUAAUCUUUGGGUAAGAUCUCAGUAGACACAUGAUGCCGGUGCUGCAAUACCUUCCUCAAUCAUUUUUUAACGAUGGAAUUUCCUAAACAGGAUGAACUUAGCUGAAACUUUUUAGGUUUGAUACCCCCAACAUGGGAAAAGAUUAUCGACUAUCGAUUUAUCUCCCUCCAUACAAGGAAAAGAUUAUCAAAUGCCUGAGACUCGGAAAUUUGGGAUUUAUUGUGCAUUUAUUCAAUACUAGUUGGUGGGGCGCAUGCGGACCAAGAAAUUCUAUUUUCUUAAAAAAUUUAAUUUAAAGUGAAAUAGUUUACAUGUAAUACAAUAAUGAACUAAACAAUAUCCAAACAUCAUUUUAUGAAGUAGACAAGCUGUCAACACGAGCUUGAAUAUAUUGAACUUACAAAUUGAGAAUUA